Molecule: messenger RNA, 492 nt
Organism: Prunus armeniaca (apricot)
Lineage: Eukaryota; Viridiplantae; Streptophyta; Magnoliopsida; Rosales; Rosaceae
Source: the annotation of a GenBank genome assembly
AUGGAAGAGUAUGAUUGGGACCCUCUCGUCCCCAAGGCUGGUAAAGGGAAGAAGGCCCCGGCCGUGCUUCCUCGACCGAGCACGCCGGUUGCGGCCGGACCCAGGGUGGCGGCCCCUCCUUCUGUUAGAGCAGUGAUCGCGACCUCAACUGCGGCCCCAACCCCCAGAGCUCCGGCUGUGGUGGGGGCGCAAAAAACUUCGGCGCAUAGGACCAUGCCAUCCGCCCCGCCGGCUCGACCGAUCAUUGCCGUUUGUAAGCCCUCUUUCUUUUUGCUUUCCCCCCCGGGUCGCAAGAAGGAUCGAGAGGCCUCAAACACUGGGGCCGCAGCGGUUGAGGCCGUGACGGCCGAAGGUGUUGCCAUUGAGACGGCGGUGCUAGAGCGGCCGAGGAAAAUGGUCCUCCUCGUUCUUUCGGAGGCCGAGGAUGAGGAAGAAGUCCCCCCUGGGAUCGUGAGUGAAGCUCCUCUCGUGACCGUAAGUACUCCUCCUUGA